Molecule: messenger RNA, 1500 nt
Organism: Gregarina niphandrodes
Lineage: Eukaryota; Apicomplexa; Conoidasida; Eugregarinorida; Gregarinidae
Product: ZPR1 zinc-finger protein
Exons: 2
Coding region: 1-1500 (499 amino acids)
Cellular component (GO): cytoplasm; nucleus
Molecular function (GO): zinc ion binding
Source: RefSeq, a predicted model, not a curated record
AUGGAGCAGUCAAGUGAUGACCCUUUGAAUAACCUUACGACUGUUGAGUCGUUAUGUAUUCAAUGCCAAGAAAAUGGUGUGACGAAGCUGCUGCCUCACCACAUCCCUUAUUUUAGAACUAUUUUGAUAUCGUCAUUUCACUGUGAUAAGUGUGGUUACCAGAAUAAUAAGGUUGAGCCUAUAAGUGAGAUCCAGGUUGCGGGUGAGAGGAUAAGUUUGGAUGUUAUAACGAUAGAUGACUUGGAUAGGCAGGUAGUGAAGAGCCAGUUUGCCCGUAUCAUGAUCCCGGAGCUGCAGCUUGAGGCGCCGCCUGCGAAUGGCGUCAGUUCGACGUUGCAAGGUCUGUUGAGUCAGACGGCGGAGGAACUCCGUAGUACUGCGGAAGACUUGCCCGAGCUGAAGGAGCAACUGCUGGCGUUUGUGACCCGUCUAGAAAGUCGCAUGCAAGAAGCGGAGGCAGGUGUGUUAAAUAAUCCCUUUACGAUCAUCAUAGACGACCCAUCGGGGAAUUCCUUCGUUGAGAAUCCUCUGGCCCCUAAGAAAGAUGCGCAACUACGCAUUGAGCGGUACAGGCGGACGCAAGAACAGCUUCACCAGAUGGGUUACUAUGAAGAGCAAGGUGAAGAAGAGUUAAAGGGUGCGGAGUUAAAGGAUGCGGAGUUAAAGGGUGCGGAGUUAAAGGAUGCGGAGUUAAAGGAUGCGGAGUUAAAGGAUGCGGAGUUAAAGGGUGCGGACUUGCCAGAAGCUCUUCAAUCCCGAGAUGUGGCGUCUUGGGAUUUGAGUCGUCCGUUGAACGAUGUAGACGACUUGAAGAACGUCACGUUCAUCUUUCCGUGCUCCCAUUGCGGCAAGGAUGGGAACCAGAAUAUGUGUCAAAUAGAUGUACCUGGGUUCCGCUCAUGUUUAGUGAUGGCCUUCGUGUGUGACUUUUGCGGGACUCGAUCCACCGAAGUCAAGCCCACCGGACGUUACGGAGACAAGGGCAAAAUCUGGACACUCGUCAUAGAGUCGGAGCAAGAUCUUAACCGAGAUGUUCUCAAAUCUGACACGGCUGCCCUCCGUUUCCCAGAACUAGAAUUAGAACUUGACUACGGUACUCUCGGUGGCGUCUUUACCACAGUGGAAGGUCUGCUUAUUAAAAUCGCAGAUGAAAUUAACGAAAAGAUGUUCCACGGAGAUGCACAACUUUCGCAACGCAAGACCAAAAUCGAACAUCUUAUCAACCGCCUCCGGGAAGCAGCCGAAGCCAAAAACCUACCCAUGGUCAUGAUCCUAGAUGACGUUGCCGAUCUCAGCCACAUCGGACGCAGAGGAGACGACCUACUCUUCCUCACCCACCAAGCUCAUCCCACUGACAAACAAACGGAACAGGCAAGUACCUCCAAAAUGACUCCACUAAAUCUUUUAAAGGACUCACAACUGUCGUUCCAACUGUACGAGAGGACUGAUGAACAGAACGAUGAUCUAGGCCUGAAAGAUAUGAAAACGGAGGACUACUAA